Messenger RNA from Episyrphus balteatus (marmalade hoverfly), 3580 nucleotides. RefSeq names its product gastrula zinc finger protein xFG20-1-like. The transcript is spliced from 14 exons. The coding region runs from base 129 to 3479 and encodes 1116 amino acids. The record is from RefSeq and is a predicted model, not a curated record. NCBI's taxonomy places the organism in Eukaryota, Metazoa, Arthropoda, Insecta, Diptera, Syrphidae. Gene Ontology annotation, cellular component: nucleus. Gene Ontology annotation, molecular function: RNA polymerase II cis-regulatory region sequence-specific DNA binding; DNA-binding transcription factor activity, RNA polymerase II-specific; zinc ion binding. Gene Ontology annotation, biological process: regulation of DNA-templated transcription.
GUUUUUAUUUCGAUGAAAAGGAAAACAAAAACUUUGUUUGAUACAAAAAGUUCCUCAAAAAAGUAAAUUUGUUUAAAUAAUAUUAAUUGUUUUAACUUGUUUUUUAAUGGUUUAAAAUCAUCGUCAUAAUGGUGUGCCGUUUAUGUUUAAUCGAUGCCAGUAAAAGUAUUUUUAUAUUUAGCGAAGAAAAAAUCCAAAAGUACAUUUCAAAGUUCCUGCAAUUGGAACUUUCACCGGAAGAUCCUGUUUCAAAAAUAAUAUGCAAUUCAUGUUGGGAACAAUUGGAUAAUUUUCAAAAUUUCUGCCUGCAAAUAGAACAGGCGCAAAAAUCUCUUAACACAACUAGCAUAGAUGGUGAUAAAAGUUUAUGUUCAGUCAAAGAGGAAGAUGAGACGCUAGAGUCAAAUGAAAAUAUAUCGGAUAACGAUGAUAUCCCGUACUGCAUGGAUGUGGACAUUGUCAAAGUUGAAUUGAGCAACGAACAAGAAAAUCUAACGAAGUCUCCAAACACAUUUUCCUGUGAAACCAGCGAAUCAAUACCAUCUCGAAGGAUUACCCGACAGUCCGCACUUACAAAAACUGAUUCUAAUAGCUUAUGCGAAAUAAAAGAAAAAACGAAAAAUAGUCGAGAAAUUGAAGCUGAUAAACUUGAUGAAGAUAAAAUUGAAGAAAAAGACAUCAAAGACACUAUCAUCAAUUCAAAUACAAAGAAAAAACAAAUUCGAAUAAAAAAAUGUGACCGAAUUAAUUUGAAAGUAAAAACUGAUAAAUCUGAAAAGUUUUUAAAGGCUAUGCAAACAUCAAAAGAAUUCGAUGAAAUUAUUAGCAAACACAAGAAACUAUCCUGCGAUAUCUGUUCAAUUCAACUUCCUGACUUUGCCGAAUUGCAAAUACAUUUUCGAAAUGUUCACAAAUGCAGAGGCUAUGCAGUUUGUUGUAAUAAGAGAUUUAAUAAACGUGGACUCUUUGUAGAUCACAUAAACUUACACAAUGAUCCACAUUAUUUUAAGUGCAAAGACUGUGGUAAGGUUUUAUCUGAUAGAACCUGUCUUCGUAAGCACAUGAUAUCGUUCCACCAUAAUGACGAACUAAAAACAUUUCAAUGUGAAUUUUGUCCUAAAAAAUUUGCCAAACAGUAUCUGCUGGAUCAGCAUAGUGUUAGACACGUUCCAGAAAAUGAAUUCACCUUCAUUUGUAGCGAAUGUGGAAAAGGAUUCCCAACAAACGCAACCCUCAAAGCCCAUUUGACACAAGUUCACACAACAAUGUACGAUCGAAUGUGUGAAAUCUGUGCCAAACUUAUACGAGGCAAAGCAGCUUUUAAGCGACAUGUAGAAGAGCAUGAAGGGGUAGUUCAUCCCCUACUCCAAUGCAAAGAAUGUGGUUCUUGGUUAAAAGAUAAAAGAAAUCUUCGAAAACACAUUAUAACGCAACAUUCGAAUGAAGAAAAGAAUUUUUCCUGUGAUGUUUGUGGCAAGAAAGCACCAUCAAAAAGUGCACUUCAAAGUCACAUGAGAUAUGUGCAUGAGCUAACACGAAUAUUUAAAUGUAUAUUUUGUGAAAAAUCAUUUAAAAAACCAAAUCAUUUGAAGGAGCAUAUGGCAACCCAUACAGGAGAAAUACUUUACACAUGUCCACAUUGCCCAUCAACAUUUAAUUCAAGGUGCAAUAUGUAUGCUCAUCGAAAAAAGAAACAUCGAGAAGAAUGGGAAGCUGCUAGAGCGUUAGCCAAAAAAGAUGAAAAUAGCAAAAAAUUGAAAUUAAAUCAGGAUAAAGCGUUCAAAAUGGUUUGCCGAUUGUGUUUAUCAAAAGGCGAUGAGAGUAUUGUAAUAUUUAGUGAAGAGAAAAUCCAAAAAUACAUAACAAAAUUCCUGCAUUUGGAGAUAUCACCGGAGGAUCCAGUUUCCAAAGUAAUAUGCAAUUAUUGUUGGGAUCAAUUGGAUAGUUUUCAAAAGUUUUGCAUUCAAAUUGAGGAAGCACAAAAAUCACUCAAAACAUUAGACGAGGAUUUGGUAAAAGAUGAAGUGAAUACAAUUUUUGUUAAAGAUUUGAGUCCUGUUAAACAAGAAGAUCCAACGGGGGAAUCUAAUGAAAAUGCCUUCUUCAAAGAUGAAAUUCUACGUUGUCUGGAUGAAGACAUUUUGCAGAUUGAAUGCCUUAUUGGGCAAGAAGAAAUUGAAACUAAACCACCAACAUCUAUUCCAAGUAAAAGAGUUACCCGACAGACAAAGCUCCCUUCUAUUAUCCUUCCAAAAGCAAUAGAAGAAAAAAGAAUGAAAAUUGAAAAAGAGGAAAUUGAAGAGCAUGAAUCUUCGGAUGAGGAAGAAGAAGAUGAACCGGAAGGAGAACAAGGGAACGAAGAAGAUUCAGCAGAAGAGCAAGAAGAAGAAAAAAGUAAAAAUAUUACAAAAAGAAGCAGACAAUCCAAAAAGGGACAACAAAAUAACCAAAAGAACAAAGAAGCUAAAUCGGAAAAAUUCUUAAAAAAUAUGAAAACUACAAAAGAAAAUGAUGAAUUCAUCCGGAAACAUAUGAAAUUAACGUGCGAUCUUUGUACCACGAAUUUUCCUGAUUUUACCAAGUUGAAACAUCAUUUUCGAGUCGUACAUAAACGCCGGGGAUAUGUACUUUGCUGUAAUAGACAACUGAAAAAACGUGGCCUCAUUGUGGAUCAUAUAUUCGUGCACAACGAUCCUGAGUAUUUCAAAUGCAAAGAGUGUGGAAAAGUUUUAUCAGACAGAUCUUGCCUACAAAGACACAUCAUUCUGUUUCAUCAAGCUGAAGAACUCAAGACAUUUCAAUGUACACAAUGUCCGAAAAAAUUCCCCACAAAGAAAUUACUCGACUUGCAUGUUGUCAAACACAAUGAAUGUACAUUCAUUUGCAGUGAAUGUGGAAAGGGAUUCCCAACCAAAUCAACAAUGGAUAUACAUUUUAAGAGAAUCCAUUCGACAUUGUGCGACAGGAUGUGUGAAAUCUGUGCCAAACUUAUUAAAGGCAAAACCGCUUUCGCACGUCACAUGGAAGAGCAUGAGGGUAUUGUCCAGCCUAGAGUAGAAUGUAAAGAAUGUGGUUCAUGGUUGAAAGAUAAGAAUAGUCUUCGAAAGCACAUGUACAGUAAACACGAUGGAAAGACACACAAUUGUAAGAUUUGUGGCAAAAAUACUCCAUCAUAUAGUGCUCUUUAUAGUCACAUGAAAUAUAUGCAUGAAUUAUCGAAUAUGUUCAAUUGUACAUUCUGUGACAAGUCAUUUAAAAAAGCUAUUAAAUUGAAGGAACACGUUGCUACCCAUACUGGGGGAUUUCUUUACACAUGCCCGCAUUGUCCAACAACAUUCAAUGCGAAAACAAAUUUGCAUUCACAUCGAAAGAAAAUGCAUCGAGAAGAAUGGGAGGCAAAUAGGCGUUAUGCUAAAAAAGCUCCUUUUGAUCAAAGUAAAGCUACUUCAAAAGCUUUAGAUAGUGAAAUCACGAAAUGAAAACCAUAAAUGUUUUGAUUUAGGCAUUUAAAUUAUGGUAUUAUUUUUAAAUUUAAGAACAAAUUAGAACAUAAAAUUUAUUCCUAAAGGAACUUACACAA